UGAAUACUGAAAGCAUACGUAAAGCUGGAAAUGAAACCGAUGAAUUUUCUCCGCAACCAUCCGAUUCUUCUUCAGCCAGCCAGUGGUUUUAGUUACUACCUUAUGAUUAAACAAUGCCUUCGCCUUGUUAUUCGUAUUCGUAGUUAGUUGACUUUAAAAUCCCCAUCGGUUCGGUUGCCAUCAUAUUCAAGGUUUUGUCCAUCACUUCUUGUUCUCGAAUUUCUUUUUAGAUUAUUUGUUUGCAAUUCCGAUAGGGCGAUAGCGCACAACCUGACGUGGUAGAUUACUUUGGAGUGGGACAACCAUAAAAUAAUAAACGCACAGGCAAUCAAGGAAAAUAAUGUUUAAGAUUUGAAUGAGUGAAUCACAUAUUACGAUCGAAUAAAAAAACACCAAUUAACACAAAUUGAGCUAUACCGAACUCAUCAUGUUGACCAUAUUAACGGCAAUUUUUAUAUCACUUUUUGUGAUGUUUUACUUCUUUAAGACUUCCAAAGAAAUGCCUAAGAAUUGGUAUGAAUGGAAAACUGAGUUUAGAUUUCAAUAUGUGGGAGCCGUUGGGCUAGUUCAUGACUUAAUAUACGCAUCUAGAGACAAAGUGGCUCUCUACCCUCAAAAUGACAAGGUUGCUGUAAUUACUGGAGGUAACCGUGGAAUCGGAUUGAAGAUUAUUGAAAAACUCUUAGCUUGUGAAAUGACAGUUGUAAUGGGAUGUCGUGACCCAAAAGCUGGUGAAAAAGCUGUAUCACAACUGGUUAACCUGUCAAAAACCAAAGGGAAAUUUGUGUGCGAAGCAUUAGAUGUUGGAGAAUUGAGCUCCGUGCUAGCUUUUACAAAAUUUGUAAAAGAAAAUUAUAAAAAAGUUGAUAUUCUUAUAAAUAACGCUGGUAUAAUGUUUGCUCCGCUGCAUAAAACAUCUGAAGGCUUUGAAUCUCAUUUUGCGGUGAACUACUUGGGGCAUUUCUUUUUGACUCACUUACUUAUGCCGCAACUCAAAGCGGCAGGUAGUAAAGGUAGAAGCGCAAGAGUAGUAAAUGUUUCUUCAGUAGUCAAUUUAAUAGGCCGAAUCAACUAUAAGGAUAUCAAUGGAGACAAGUACUAUUAUCCUGCUACUGCCUACAAUCAGAGCAAAUUAGCUCAAAUUCUUGCUACACGCCAUCUAAAUAAAAUGCUGCGAGAGCAAAACGCAAAUGUAGAAAUAUUUGCCGUUCAUCCUGGGGUAGUUGAUACAGACCUAUUUGAAUACUCUGCAACAACAUCAGUUCCACUGCUAAAAAAACUGAUAUUUAAAACCCCAGAACGAGGUUCCAGGACGAUAGUUUAUGCAGCAAUUGAUCCUUCCCUUGAAGGAAAAGGAGGAAGCUAUCUAAGCAAUGGCGGAAAAAGUCCAUUCCAUCCGGAUGCCAAAAAUCCAGAAAAAUGUGAAAAGCUUUUUAAAUUCACAUGUGAUUUGUUGAAGAUCAAAGAAUUUGGCAACGAUAAAAUUUAAUUCUUUUAGCAUUCUUUACAUGUAAAAGACUUAAGCACCUUUGAAAGGUGCAUGGUAUGCAGUGUUGUUUUUUUAAGUCUACAUAAAAUUUAGAUAUGGCAUUUGCUUAGUUUUAUAUUUCUUAUUUAUUUGUAUUGCUUUAAGACAGUGAAUCACUUAUAUACAAAACAUUUUAUAAAGAAAA
Eupeodes corollae is the source of this 1673-nucleotide messenger RNA. RefSeq names its product retinol dehydrogenase 12. NCBI's taxonomy places the organism in Eukaryota, Metazoa, Arthropoda, Insecta, Diptera, Syrphidae. The record is from RefSeq and is a predicted model, not a curated record. Bases 428 to 1489 code for a protein of 353 amino acids. The transcript has 7 exons.